AUGAGCCUUGAAGCGGCGGCGCGAAAUCGUUCGCCUUCUUUGCCAGGUUCUGGACGUUCGACACCAGUCCCUCGAGCUUCAAGACGAGCUGUCGAGGACGAUGCUUUAAAGGCCGACAAAGGCCUCCGACGAUAUGGAGUGGCCAUCGAGCGGGCCCUGUCCUCCUGGGAGAUCUCGCCUCAGGAGUGGGCUGACUACAUUGCUUUUCUUGGUCGUCUAUUGAAGGCAAUCCAAGCCCAUCCGGGCGAUGCUGCAUUAUUGCCGCACAGUGGCGACAUUGCUUCGAAGUUAGCACAGUGUCUGAAUCCAGCAUUGCCUUCAGGGGUUCACCAGAAAGCCCUGGAGGUUUACGACUAUAUCUUCACGACCUUUGGCCAAGGAUUUCUCGUGGGCCACCUCCAUGAAUUUCUGCCAGGGCUCGUGCCAGUCUUGUCGUUCGCAUCACUUUCGGUGAGACCGGAGCUGUACAAAUUGCAUGAAGACUACAUCGUCCAUCUAUCCAUCACAGAAUUGAGGCCAGCGCUCAAGUCACUGCUGCUAAGUCUACUUCCAGCGCUCGAGGACGACACCAGCGAGGACUUCGACCGAGCAUGCCGCAUUGCGCAGCGUCUAGAGGAAGUCUUUUCGCCUACCGACGACGAUGACGAUCAGGACUCGGAGAGAGACGGGUACUUCUGGCAGUGCCUGUUUCUCUCGGUCAUUACCAGCACGGCGCGGCGACAAGGAGCGCUCAACUAUCUCGUACGAAGGCUGCCCAAAUUUACAGUCUCGCCUCGACCCUCAUCGUCGAUAGGCUUUGAGACGGAUCAUCAGCAACAAAUGAGUCUCGCACCGGCGGCUGAAGCAAUUCUUUCACCAGAGCCAGGACUCUUGCUCCGUUGUUUCGCUUCUGGUCUCUCCGACGAUCAAAUCCUAGUACAGCGGGGAUUCCUUGAUCUCCUUUUGACCCACAUACCACUCGACUCUCCUGUGAUCCAGGCAAAAGUGCGCGCGGAAGACGUUGACAGGUUGAUUAAUGCCGCAACCCGUGUGCUCUUGCGAAGAGAGAUGAGUCUCAACAGGAGAUUGUGGUCUUGGUUUCUUGGCCCAGAUGUUCCAGCGGACGCCGAAGCGCACCACGGCACUUCGACAGCAUCACACGGCAAGCGAGUGUUGGAAAAGGAUCGACAGUUUCGUUAUUUCUCCACCUACGGCAAACAUCACCUCGAAAGAUGCAUCCUUGCCAUGUUCGCCAGGUCAAGUACAGAUCCAGUCGACCGAGCUCGGCCCUUUCGCAUAUGCCUAUCCCUGAUGGACCGCUGGGAGAUUGGGGGCUCGGUCGUGCCAGUGAUCUUCCUGCCAGCGAUGCGGAACAUUUACUCGUACAGCUUGGAGGCAUCGGCGGGACAGGUUUCUGAAGUGUUGCGCAGUGCAAGCCUCUUCUUCGACGGCGUCGAAUCAAUGCUCAUCUGGGCGAACCUGACGAAGCUACCCAUGGACCCAGAAGGCCGACCGGAUCGACAAGAAGGAUUGAGGAUGCUUGCGUGGAUCGUACGAAACUUCAAUGUCAGGGACGAAGAGAUGGUUACCGUCCAUAUCCCAACCACAGCCGCUCUCAUUCUAUGUAUACUUGCCAGCUCUGAAGUACUCGCGCCCUGGAGCAAUGCUGCGAUUGACACAAUAGGCCUCUUGCUGGAUAUCGUACCAGAGAGACUCUUGUCCACAACAAACUCAAAGACUGGCAGUAUGAACGACGAGCAAUUGGACGCUGCAUGUUCCGGUCUGCAGCAGAGAACAAGCGAUUUUUAUCAGACGCAAAACUCAUCCCAGGACGUUAGCGUGCCGAUUGCAGCUGAUCAAGUCGCAGGCAUCCUUUGGCGGUUGAUGAAGGAUGUCGCUUUGCAAUGGCUGAGCGAUGCAAAUCACGAUCGCUUUGGUAGAACUGUUGCACUCCUGCUUGGACUGGGAUCUAAGCUGUCGACUGUCCCCAAAUCGUGGACUAUCAACCUCCUUAGAGACCUCCCAGCCGCAAUGGAUUCGGCGCGCAAAAGCUCGACCAUGAGCUUUCCUGCGAUAAGCUCACUUGUCUCCUUGCUUACGUGGCUGAGCUCAAAGUUGAAGACGGAGAAUACAACGGAUCGCUCAUCCCUUGCGACACUGCAACGGACACUGAACACAGAAGUUUGGCCGUACAUGUCACCAUCCCGUCCCAAGUACAAUUUGGAAGCCGUCAAGGCCGUAUGGCAGCUUCACGAUCACUCAACCUCGCUCGACAUGGUCAGGGACACCUUGACGGCACUUGUGCGCAAUCCGCACGAUGCGGCACAAUCCUCAGACUACGAUCGCGUAGAGCCUAUUCGUAGGUUCAUUGUACUGUGGAACCACACCGUAUCCGCAUCUGGUGGUGCGAGGAAGUCAUCCACCACGCGACGAGGCAGCACAAUGGCGAGUACUUCUGACAGUAGACAAACAGCAGAGCGGCAGGCAGUACUGGCCACACCGCUGAUGCUUGUUCUCGACUCACUCAACGACGCUACGGGGCCUGCUUACGAUGUGGUCAGUACCUGGAUUCGCAGCACUUCAAAUUUGGAGCACAUUCUAAGCAUGCAAUUCGAUCUUCUGCUUGAGGUGAUGGAAUCAUCUAACGGUCGCGCCAGCAGUAGCCGUAAGGCAAGUAGCCGUGUACCUUCCGAGAAGCUACGUGAUCUGGAGUAUGCGUUGGGCCAUUUUCUCGACAUCUUACGCUGCGAGGACGACAGAAUAUGGCAAUGUCUAGGUGACAUGACUGGGCUUGGUGUUCAGCAAGAGCAUACAAGCUCUGGGCCGUUCGUCCUUGCGGAGUGGUGCGCGAGCUUCAUUUGUGAGGAACGCUACGCCUCAAUAAGACUCCAACGAAAGUCAAUCGACAUUCUUCUUGCUCUGCUUUCGGGUCCCUCGGCAGGCGCUCUACUAUCCCUCGAACUGGACUCAAGACUGCUCGAGCAUCUGAUGCAAUCCCUGGCUCAGGGGUCGCGCGAGCUGCAAGGCCUCUUGCUCAGACUUAUCACACUAGCACUGAGCCUCCGGUUAUCUGCGAACGGUGUCGACCGGGCUCCUUCUACUGGCAAAAGAAGCUCUAUCAGCCUAAACCGUCCACCUCAAGCUGGCCCAAAUCCAAGUCCCAACUCGUCCAGCACCAAUUUGGCAGCAUCCCCACCGCCGCAGUUGCUGGAGUGCUUGAAAGCUGGCUUCAGCUCGCAAUGUUCGAGGCCUUUCCUUGGCCAAUGGGUACUUUUCCUGUCGAACAUACUUCCUUUGUGCGCACAUGCUAUAUUUGCCAGUCUGCUACCGCUUGUCGGAUGCUUCUGCAAAGAGCUAAACAAGGUCCACGACGACCUCGUCGCACUCUCAACAACUCACGGUGAUUGCGCGACGGCUUCACCCGAGUUGGCGGGGAUGGCAUUGCUAGAAGCACUUGAACUUGUGCUGUCUCAGGCACACGAGCUUCUUGUCGCAGAUAAUAAUGCGGAACCGGAACCAAAGCAGACAUCACAGACUCGCAGUAUCUUGGGGAAUGUCACCGCAGGCUUUUCCAGAGCAGAAAGCCUACCCAGUAGGUCCACCCAAGCAAACAGUCGUCUUACGGUGGUGCUGGCAUUGCAGGAUGCUGUCCGAACUUCCGUGGAUCUUUGGGUAUGGUCCAGCCGCUACACAGAAGCCGAUGGAUACGACAACAGCUCGGCUGCUUCCGCUUCGUAUAACGCCCUCAAGCUUCGCACGCGCACAAGACAUCUACUGGAGCAGAUAUUCGCGGUCGAGCCUUUGGAGGCUCUAGAGGUCGUCAUGUCGUCGUGGUAUCACUCUGCAUCUUUGGGUUACGCCGGCGUGGCCCUAGGUCUGCUCCAUGCUAUGCAAGGCUUGAGGCCCAAGAACAUUGUACCAGCCACGCUAGACGCUUUAUGCAGCAGAACGAACCCAACAGCGCUUUCGCCGUCUCGAUUGUCCUCCCAGACGAUUGAUCUGACCGCGCCAGACAUCGUUCUCUUCCUGCAGGCCUACCUUGAAUCUGUAGAAGAUGACGCAAUGGACGAAAUCUGGCCUGACUGUACAGCAUUCCUCAGAGACGUCCUGUCGAAUCCUCUACCAUACAGACUGGUCCUACCUGGGCUCUUGUCAGUGAUCCUCUUGCUGGCCCAAAAGGUGGACAACACCAAUUUCGGCGAGCAACGGAAGAUGCGCCGUGACCUUGGUGACCUCUUCAUGCGGCUUCUAAGCGCGACCUUUACCACGACGCCCGCCAGCCACACCCAGACCGAUACUCUGAACGGAGCUGACUUCCAGGAGGGGGGAGGGAUGAACUCGAGCAAGAGUCGUCGUCCGUUGAGCUUAGUCUCCGUCCUCAAUACGAUCAUGGCAAACAUUGAGACCAUACUGGAAAGUCCAGAUCGAGUUACGACUGCCACUAACAAUGUCACUGCCAGUCUGCUUUCACCGAGCAUUCACUCUAAAACCUUCCCGAGCAAUAUGAAUGCCAGCACCUUGGCGCUGCUGCUACAGAUAAUGAAGAAGUCGCCGCAAGCUAAAUCUUGGAAGAAGGAGUUGUCGGAUGCUUUCAACGAUCCAAGGCUGUUGACGACUCCUGUCACGGCAAUGGAAAACGACUGGUUCCCGGUAUUCUACCAAUGGACCAUUCACGACAAAGAACGGAUGCCAGAACUCGUCUCGCGACUUGUCGCUCCUUCAAGCGCGGGCAUCAUGUUCGGUGUCGGCGCAAGCGCUGCAAGGCUGGACGCAGACCGGAAGGCUCAGCUGAAUGUGCGCCGCAUCUGCUUACUGCUGUUAGCGGCACCAAAAGAUGCAUUUGUCUCUCAGUUGAGAGAUAUGUGGGAGAAGUUGGUUGAGCUGUUCGAUGCCAAUCUCUCUUCCUCGCCAUCGGCAGCGGUGAAGGCGGAGCUGUUCAUGCUUUGCCGUGCACUGGUCUUGUCAACCAGCACCAUACACCUCGCUCCACUCUGGCCGGUCAUCAACGACAAUUUACAAGCAGCUUUCAUGUCCUUGUCGUCUGGAGGAUCUAGUAAAGCAACAUUUGGCAACCUGGCGCUCUUGCAGGCUUGCAAGCUACUGGACCUACUUGUCGCAUUGUCUCCGGAUGAGUUCCAGCUCCAUGAAUGGCUGUACAUCACCGACACUACCGACGCCGUCUACCAGCCUUCAAAUUGGACACCAUCGGCACUCAGCGACCAGAUAGCAGAGCACCUGACUGUUGAUGGUCUCGACGACAGUGCCGGCGCGCUUGCUCCAACACCGGUCGCAAGCACUGUCUCCGGCCGGCGACGACCUCUGAUUGACAACGAUACUAAUGUAGACAAGGGCGACUACAAGGCCAUGGCGCCGGAAGACUUUGCUCGGAUCGUGUUGAGGCCGUUCUUGAGCCAGCUGAGCAUACAUGCCUACGAAGGGGUGUACAGUAUGGACGUUCCAGACACCGGUGUGUGGAGGCGGAUACUGCUCGGCGACAUCCUCGACGUGAGCACUGUGGUGAGUUGA
Saxophila tyrrhenica is the source of this 5505-nucleotide messenger RNA. RefSeq lists its product as uncharacterized. Gene Ontology annotation, biological process: Golgi to endosome transport. The transcript is spliced from 4 exons. Bases 1 to 5505 code for a protein of 1834 amino acids. Gene Ontology annotation, cellular component: trans-Golgi network; endosome. The record is from RefSeq and is a predicted model, not a curated record. NCBI's taxonomy places the organism in Eukaryota, Fungi, Ascomycota, Dothideomycetes, Mycosphaerellales, Extremaceae.